AUGUCGGGACCCGCCCCCAUCAAUUACCAACAGCUCAGCAAUAACCUCCAAGUUUUCUUUCAAGCGCACCCCCAGGUCGAUAACGUCAUCGGAGCAGAAGCCUACGCGCUUCUUCAACAAUGUCAACAUGGUCUCGCUCAGUAUGCAACGGAUUUGCAGGAGAUGGAAGGGGAGGCUGAGAGGGCAAGAGAAAUGUUUGCACAAGAUCUUGCUGCUGCCAGAGCUCAACAGGCUGCUGUUGAAAUUGUUGCUCCUGACGAACCGCCCAUCGGAGACGAGCCCCCAGUCGCACCCCCAGUACUACCUGUUGCAGCCACUACCCAUCGGUCGGAGAAGCUCCCAGACCCUGAGGUGUUUAGGGGGGAUCGUGAUCGAGAACGACUCCACCUAUUCAAACAACAAAUGAGAAUUAAGUUAUUGGGUAAUGUCGAUCGCUACCCAACGCUACAAUCAAAGUUAUCCUAUGCGUUCAGCAGACUGGAAGGCGUAGCUGCCAACCAGUUCCUACAGUAUGUCGGCGAAGAAGGAAUUGCUUUGCCCUCCAUGUUACGGUUUUAUGAGAUUUUAGACACCGCUUUUGGGGACCCUGAUCGGAUGCGCACGGCGAGAAGGAACCUCCGGAACAUCCGCCAAUGA
Molecule: messenger RNA, 636 nt
Organism: Morchella sextelata
Lineage: Eukaryota; Fungi; Ascomycota; Pezizomycetes; Pezizales; Morchellaceae
Exons: 1
Coding region: 1-636 (211 amino acids)
Source: RefSeq, a predicted model, not a curated record